This is a messenger RNA of Carassius carassius (crucian carp), 1348 nucleotides long. It is a transcript of the gene cpa5, whose product is annotated as carboxypeptidase A5. Gene Ontology annotation, molecular function: zinc ion binding; metallocarboxypeptidase activity. Gene Ontology annotation, biological process: proteolysis. Bases 23 to 1279 code for a protein of 418 amino acids. The transcript is spliced from 11 exons. Lineage: Eukaryota; Metazoa; Chordata; Actinopteri; Cypriniformes; Cyprinidae. The record is from RefSeq and is a predicted model, not a curated record.
UAGAAAGUUCUACUCAAGCAAGAUGAAGGGGCUACUGGUGCUGACAGCUCUGUUUGUGGCCGUGUUUGGGAAAAAGACCUUUGAGGGAGACCAGGUUCUUCGGAUCACUCCUAAAGGUGAGGCACAGAUCUCUCUCCUGAAGGAACUUUCUGAACAGGAACACCUCGGGUUGGACUUCUGGAGGGAGCCCGUUCAUGAGUCUCUGCCUGUGGAUGUUCAUGUCCCGUUUCACAGCCUACAGGGAGUCAGGGCAUUCCUGGGAUACAAUCAGAUCCAGUAUAAUGUCAUGAUUAUGGAUGUCCAGGAUUUGCUGGAUGAUGAGGAACGUGAGAUGGUGAAAUAUCGCAGCUUUCCAAGAAGUACUGAUGACUUUGUCUACACCAACUAUCAUGAUCUGAACUCUAUUAACUCUUUCAUGGACAUGCUUGUGGCAGAGAACAGCAAUCUGGUCAGCAAAAUUGUGAUUGGUCAGAGCUACGAGAACCGCCCCUUGAAUGUCCUAAAGUUCAGCACUGGAGCAAACCGUCCAGGUAUCUGGAUCGACACUGGCAUCCACUCCAGAGAAUGGGUCACGCAGGCCAGCGGAAUCUGGUUUGCCAAAAAGAUCGUGACAGACUAUGGACGUGACCCCGUCCUCACCGACAUCCUUAACAACUAUGAUAUUUUCUUGGAGAUCGUCACCAACCCUGAUGGUUUCGCAUACACCCACAGCAGAGACCGCAUGUGGCGUAAAACCAGAAAGCCAAACUCUGGCUCCAGCUGUGUUGGAGUUGACCCCAACAGGAACUGGGACGCUGGCUUUGGAGGUGCUGGUUCCAGUAGCAGCCCCUGCACUGAGACUUACCGCGGACCCAGCGCUCAUUCUGAGCCUGAGGUCAAGGCCAUUGUGGAAUUUGUGAAAUCACACGGCAAAAUCAAGGCCUUUGUGUCCAUCCACAGCUAUUCCCAGAUGCUCCUCUAUCCAUACGGAUACACAAGCACUCCUGCAAAGGACAAGACUGAACUGCAUGAGCUCGCCAGGAAGGCUAUCACUGCCCUGCAGUCACUGUAUAACACUCGCUACACAUAUGGAAGCAUCAUUACAACCAUCUAUCAAGCCAGUGGAGGAACUAUUGACUGGACCUACAACCAGGGCAUCAAGUACUCCUACACCUUUGAGCUGAGAGACACUGGCCGCUAUGGUUUCAUCCUGCCUGCCAACCAGAUCGUCCCCACUGCUGAGGAGACCUGGCUGGCCCUGAUGGCCAUCAUGGAGCACACCAAAAAUAAUCCAUAUUAAACAUAUAACAAUGCUUCUGUGAUGAGUCAAACUGAAUAAAAGUGUGUAAAAAAAAAAAAAAAAAAAACA